Messenger RNA from Drosophila takahashii, 953 nucleotides. It is a transcript of the gene ND-24, whose product is annotated as NADH dehydrogenase ubiquinone. NCBI's taxonomy places the organism in Eukaryota, Metazoa, Arthropoda, Insecta, Diptera, Drosophilidae. Gene Ontology annotation, molecular function: NADH dehydrogenase activity. The record is from RefSeq and is a predicted model, not a curated record. Gene Ontology annotation, biological process: mitochondrial electron transport, NADH to ubiquinone.
UGGAAAAGGCCCCCCCCUGAAAUCAGCUGUGAGCGGUGCUUGUUAAAAAAAAAAAAAAACUGACAGCAGGCAACGAACUUCACAUAACAUCAAAGCCAAUUUUCCGCUUUUCAAUAUUUUGGAAACGCCAGAAUGCUGACGAACUGUGCCUCCAAGACGCUGGCCGCUGUGCGCGCCAACAUUCGGGCCAUUGCCACCGGAAGUGCCCGGGCCAGCGAUAAUCUGUUCGUGCAUCGGGACACGCCGGAGGACAACCCGAACAUCCCGUUCGAGUUCACCGCGGAGAACAAGAAGCGCGUGGAGGCGAUACUGAGCAUCUAUCCGGAGGGCCACAAGCGCGGCGCCAUGAUCCCUUUGCUCGAUCUCGCCCAGCGCCAAUACGGCUGGCUACCCAUCUCCGCCAUGCACAAGGUGGCCGAGAUCUUGCAGCUGCCCAAUAUGCGCGUCUACGAGGUGGCCACCUUCUACACGAUGUUCAUGCGCAAGCCCACCGGCAAGUAUCACAUCCAGGUGUGCACCACCACGCCCUGCUGGCUGCGCGGCUCCGACGACAUCCUCGAGCAGUGCAAGAAGCAGCUGAACAUCGGCGUCGGCGACACCACCAAGGACAAGCAGUUCACCAUCUCGGAGGUCGAGUGCCUGGGCGCCUGCGUCAACGCGCCCAUGGUGGCGAUCAACGAUGACUACUAUGAGGAUCUGACGGCCAAGGACAUGCAGGACAUCCUGAACGACCUGAAGGCGGGCAAAAUAUCGCCGCCCGGUCCUCGCAACGGUCGCUUUGCCAGCGAGCCGAAGGGCGAGCCCACUUCCCUGAGCGAGGAGCCCAAGGGUCCUGGCUUUGGCCUGCAGGCCGGCCUCUAGAUUUCUCCAGAGGAUUGGCUGCAUGGAGCGCAGAACCUAUCACUGAUUGUCGAACGAAAGUUAAAUAAAUAUUAAGCAACUCUUAGAGGUCA